This is a messenger RNA of Didymosphaeria variabile, 1536 nucleotides long. RefSeq lists its product as uncharacterized. The record is from RefSeq and is a predicted model, not a curated record. The coding region runs from base 1 to 1536 and encodes 511 amino acids. Gene Ontology annotation, biological process: transmembrane transport. Gene Ontology annotation, cellular component: membrane. The transcript has 3 exons. Gene Ontology annotation, molecular function: transmembrane transporter activity. NCBI's taxonomy places the organism in Eukaryota, Fungi, Ascomycota, Dothideomycetes, Pleosporales, Didymosphaeriaceae.
AUGCAGGUGACGACCACGGAUACCAAGCAUGCUGACCAGGCCAGUGUUGAGCAAGAUGUCGCGGUUGGAACAACAUACGUGCCAGACUUGAACGACAAAGCUAUGGAGAGGCGCGUCGUCCGCAAGAUUGAUAUGUGGAUUCUUCCGUUCAUCUGCAUAUCGUACUUGAUCAACUACCUCGAUCGCGUGAACCUGGGUAAUGCGCGAACGCUCAACAACAAUACGCCUGAGAGCAACCUCGUCAAGGAGCUCGAUCUUACCGGCAACCGCUACAACAUUGCCGUCGCCGUCUUCUUCGUACCUUAUGUCAUCUUCGAGGCGCCCAGCAAUUUCGCCAUGAAGUUCUUUUCGCCUUCAGUCUGGAUCGGUCGAAUCAUGAUCAGUUGGGGUAUUAUCACCAUUUGCACAUGUGCCGUGAAGAGUUUCGGAGGUCUGCUCGCCAUCCGAUUCUUCCUUGGAGUUGCAGAGGCUGGAUUCUUCCCUGGUGUUGUCAUGUACCUCUGCUACUGGUACAAACCCUCGGAGCGCGCGACUCGUUUGGCCAUUUUCGCCGGUUCAGUUGCGGUUGCCGGAGCCUUCAGCGGUCUACUAGCGACUGGUAUCUCGUUCCUGAACGGCAAGGCCGGUCUCGCUGGCUGGCAAUGGCUUUUCGUUCUCACCGGCAUACCCGCUGUUAUCUUUGGUGUCAUUGUCUGGAGAUAUAUGCCAAACUAUCCCCAGGAUGCCAAAUUUUUCACCGAAGAGGAGCGUGCCUUCGCCGUCGCCCGCAUGGGACCCUUCGCACCGAACAAGGAGGACAAAACAUUCAGCGCGGAAAUCGCUAAGCAAACACUCCUGGAUCCGCUUUUCUGGACGUACGCAAUCAGCUAUUUCUUCAUGGUGAACAGCUUGAACGCCUUCUCCUACUUCAGCCCGACAAUCAUUGCGAACCUGGGCUUCAAGGGCUACACUGGACAACUGCUCACGGUGCCGCCGAACGUUUUCGGUCUGAUCAUAAUUCUCGCUAACUGCAUUCACUCCGACUACUCCAGGGAGCGUAUUCGUCAUGCACUUGCUGGACUGGCUCUUGUUGGAUCCGGCUACCUCAUCCUGGCUUUGGUAACAAACUGGAUCGGCCGCUAUGUCGCCGUUUUCCUGAUCGCUUGCACCAACUCAGCCGUCAUGCCGUUCCUGGCUCAUCGCACUGCUACUGUAUCAGGCUCGACAGCGACCGCUUUGGCUACCGGUGUUACCAUCGCCAUCUCGAACUGUGGAGGUAUUAGUGCACCGUUCCUGUUUCCGGGAACCGACGGCCCAAACUACCCUAUGGGCAAUUGGACCGUCUUUGGUAUGCUUUGUGCUACCUUCCUCAUGACUAUCUACCUCGGCUUCAGGCUUGGAACAAGCUCUGAGUACCGUGAUUUCGCGCCUGGAGCGGCGGAGCAGUUGGCUGCGAGAACGAGCAUCGAAGGCAAGCUUCCGAACGAGGCGAGGGAUUCGCGCGAAUUUCCUCCCCGCAAGCCGGACAGCGAGACGAACGUUGGUAAUGCGUUAUAG